Petromyzon marinus (sea lamprey) is the source of this 3038-nucleotide messenger RNA. Its product is annotated as E3 ubiquitin/ISG15 ligase TRIM25-like. NCBI's taxonomy places the organism in Eukaryota, Metazoa, Chordata, Hyperoartia, Petromyzontiformes, Petromyzontidae. Gene Ontology annotation, molecular function: protein binding; zinc ion binding. The record is from RefSeq and is a predicted model, not a curated record.
CGAGGCUGCACGCGACUUCGAGAGUGAAUGUUGCGCACCAAGUUGGUGGGCUUCUGCCGCGUUGCCUCGUCACCCGGGAGCGGAGCGUGCGUCAGGGUUGUGGUGCGAACGGUCGCCGCGGAGUUCUGCGAUCGUCGACGCGCUGUGGGGUCGCCGUGUUAAGCCGGUGGACUUACGGGGUCAUGCAAAUGUGCGCUGUCACUGUUGCCGAGACUUUUGAAGAGUUGGUUGCACUUGGUUGUCAAGAAAGUAUUAUCCGCCACAGUAUGUUCGCGUCCUUGAGCAUCGUGUUUCAAUAUUGCAUGACGAGUCUAGGCGUGGUUAAAUCCAAAUGGUCUUAACUUUUUCUAUAUUCUGGAUAGAGUUAUUGUCCUUCUUUCUUUCGCUGUCAAAUCAACGUUGUAAAACUGCGCUGCUGCCCGAUAACGAAAAUUGAGGGAAUUGCACGACAAAGAAAAUGGAUCCGAACUCCUCUAUCUACCAUAUUAACAAAAAAUGAGCAACCCUCAUAAUUUGCAUGCCUGCGAUAGUGAUUCAAGGUAUGCUCUGAUGCCGGUCCCGCUGGGGCGCCUGCCCCCUGCUCACAUGAGCAGGUAAUGGUGCCGGGUUCAGCAAAGUGCCUAGCUCGGACUUUGAGCCACAGCCCCGUGACUGAGUUAAACAUGAGCAACUCUCACCGGUGAGGUGAGUUGAGAUAAGUUGAGGUGAGAUGAAGUGAGUUGCGAUGAGGUGAUUUGAGGUGAGUUGAGGUGAGGUGACGUGAGUUGAGGUGAGGGGAGUUGAGUUACGAUAAGGUGUGUGAGGAUGAGGAUUUGAGACGAGGCGAUCCGAGUCUUAUUAAGCCACCCCUGGAUUGGAGACGUCUGUACUCGCUCACACGUCAACACAUUCUGGGGCACGCCUCGUGACAUGCAAAUCAAACUGAAAGACUUCCUACUUGUCACCUAUUAACGUGGCUUGUUCCUUGUUUAGCGUCUGAGACGCAGCCAGAGACUGCCUGAGAUACAGAGACUGUCUGAGCUACAACCAGAAACUGCCAGCGAUACAGAUAGAGACUGCCUGAGAUACAGACAGAGACUGUCUGAGCUACAGCGAGAGACUGCCUGAGCUACAGCCAGCUACUGCCUGAGAUACAGCCAGUGACUGUGCUACAGCCAGAUACACUCUGUGCUACAGCCAGUGACUAUCUGAGCUAUAUCCAGAGACUGUGCUACAGCAAGAAAACUGCCUGAGCAACAUCCAGACACUACCUGAGCUUCAGCCAGCGCCCGUCUGAGUGGAGCCACAGGACCAUGGCGAGUGCGGCUCCCACUGGUUGCGAGGCUCCAGGGGAGUUAACCUGCCCCAUCUGUCUGGACGAGUUCUGCUGCCCCUGUACGCUCAGCUGCGGCCACUCGUUCUGCCUCAAGUGCGUGGAGGGCGCCUGGGAUGCGGCAGAGUCCUUCUCCUGCCCACAGUGCCGAGUGACUUUCCCUCGGAGGCCCAAGCUGAGCAAGAACUUCACGCUCGCCAACCUGGUGGAGCAGCGCAGUGCUACAGAGAAAAUGGCCACCGUGGUUUUGUGUGACUUCUGUAACGAUGGCACGACCGCUGCCUCGAAGACCUGCCUCAGUUGUGAUAUGUCCUACUGUGUGACUCAUGUAAAGCCUCAUCAGGAGAACCCGAAGUUCAGGGACCACAUUCUGGUGGCUCUAGCCACGAAUCCUGAAGACCACAAGUGCAAGACGCACAGAAAGAAGAUCAAGUUUUACUGCCGACAGGACGAGAGCUUGGUCUGCACAACCUGCAUCAUCGUAGGAGACCACAAGGGUCACGAUGUGGCUACGCUGGAGGACGAGCACAAGACACGGGAGAAACAAGUGGGAGAGGAGACGUGGGCAGUGGAGAAGAAGAGGAGGAAGGCGGAGGAGUCCAAAAAGCGGAUGGAGGCCGCUCACAGGGACGUGCAGGAAUCGAUGACCGAGGUGAGGCAGCGAAUCAAUGGCGAGUUCGCCCGCAUGAGAGCAGCUCUGGACGAGGACGACAAGGCGGCUCUGGCUCGUGCGUCCAAGAAGGAGCGCGAGUUGCUGACCCAGAUCGAGAAGAACAUCGCUCACUACCAGCGCGAGAUCGGCGAUCUCCAGGCAGCAGCCACUCGUCUGGAGGGCCUAGCGCAGGAGAGGAACUCGCUCGCGUUCCUGCAGGGGCACCUGGAGGAGGCGCGCAGGACAGGGAGGGUUAGAACGGCUCAACCCUCAGCUCCCAGCCAAGAGGAGAUUGCCUCACUUAAAGUCCUGGAGACAACUACUGUCAAGUUCAUGUACGGAUGCUCACCAACUCUGGACACAACCACUGCUCAUAACCAACUCCAGAUCUCCUCGGAUCUCAGGACGAUGACAGCAGUCCUUCCCUCCCAGGGUCGCCCCGAUCACCCACACCGGUUUGAUUACUGGUCACAAGCCCUGUGCUGUGAGAGCUUCUCGUCGGGCCACCACUACUGGGAGGUUGAUGUGGGGGACGCGCGGUGGUGUCGGGUUGGAGUUUCGUACGGGACGAUCCCAUGGAAAGGGCGUGGUGCUGCACGGCUGCUGGGAGGGAACGAUGCGUCCUGGUGUUUAGAGAAAUGUGACAACUUCUCAGUGUUUCAUGGUGGAGUGAAGACUGCACUGUCGGUGAGGGGGGCCCCCUCCUCACGCAGAAUCGGGCUUCACCUGCACUGGGAGGGGGGGCUCCUGGCGUUUUACCGCGCCGACUCCAUGGAGGUGAUCCACGAGGUUCGGCAGAGAUUCUCGCAGCCUCUCUACCCUGGGAUGUGGGUGUUGUAUUGUAAUGAUCGAUUGAAGAUCGUGGAUCUGAGUCGUGCAUUCUGAGGAUGAGAGAUAGAAACUCAAGAAACCAAGACAGAAACCCAAUAAACGGAGGUGAGGGUGGAUAUUGAGGAAAUGGUGAAGUGAGGGUGAUGGGUAGUUGGAACAGAGGCUGAGGUAAGCUGAGAGUGAGGGCAGAAUGGAGGGGAAGGUUACGGGUGAACGUGGAGGGUGAGGAGAGGGUGAGGAGAG